UUGUCGUAAGGCACUCUUGUUAAAACGGAAGUGCUGCUACAACUGUUAUAUUGUCGUAAGGCGCUCUUGUUAAAACGGAAGUGCUGCUACAAUCCUAUUUUCACUCUCCAUUCAGAUCUCCACAUAAACGCAAUCAUUUAAAGGCAUUGUUUGAGUUAGACUUUACUUUAUUUCGAUGGAUUGCUAAACAGCUCUAUCGGAGUGUUUCACUCUAUCUAUUCUAUCGUGACGAACCUGACCCAGAAUACCAGCCGUGACACACACACAUAAAAGGUGUAAGUCAUCCAUGCAUUGAGUUUCUACUGCUGCAGAUCACAGCCACACCAGACUCUGACCAUGUACAAGAUCCUGCUGUGCUGUCUCGCCAUCAUCGCUGGCGCCCAUGUAAGUGUUCCAGGUUUUUAAAUGAAAUAUAGUAUCACAAGAGACUAACGAUAUAUCUGUACACAAUUAUAUCUAUACCAUUAUAUAUGCACAGUUAUAUCUGUAAAAGUAUAUCUGUACCAAUAUAACUGUACAAUUAUAUCUGUACAAUUAUAUAAUGUGUACAAUUAUAUCUGUACGAAAUAUAUAUUUAAAAUUAUAUCUGUACAAUUAUGUCUGUACCAAUAUAUCUGUACAAUUAUAACUGUACAUUUAUUCCUGUAAUAAUAUAUCUGUACAAUUUUAUCUGCACAAAUAUUUCUGUACCAAUAAAUCUGUACAAUUAUAUCUGUACCAUUAUUUCUGUACAAUUAUAUCUGUAACAUUAUUUCUGUACAAUUAUAUCCGUUCAAUUAUUUCUGUACAAUUAUAUCUGUGCAAUUAUAUCUGUACAAUUAUAUAUGUACACUUAUAUAUGUACGAAAUAUAUAUGUACAAUUAUAUAUGUACACGUAUUUCUGUAGCAAUUUAUAUGUACAGUUUAUAUGUACAAAGAUAUAUGUACAAUAAUUUCUGUACAAUUAUAUCUGUUCAGUUAUUUCUGUACAAUUAUAUCUGUACAAUUAUUUCUGUACAAUUAUAUCUGUACACUUAUAUCUGUACGAAAUAUAUAUGUACACUUAUAUAGGUAGAAUUAUUUCUGUAGCAAUAUAUCUUUACAAUUAUAUUUGUAUAAUUAUUUCUCUACCAAUAAAUAUGUACAAUUUUAUAUGUACAAUAGCAUCUGUACAAUUAUUUCUGUACACUUAUAUCUGUACAAUUUUAUCUGGACAAUUAUUUAUGUACACUUAUAUCUGUACAAUUAUUUCUGUACACUUAUAUCUGUACAAUUAUUUCUGUACACUUAUAUCUGUAAAAUUAUUUCUGUACACUUAUAUCUGUACAAUUAUUUCUGUACACAUAUAUCUGUACAAUUAUUUCUGUACCAUUAUAAUUGUACAAACUUUAUUUUCUUCGUUAUCGUUUGCUUUCGCCGUGAUUCGGUCGGACAUCUAUUUGUCACAUGAUGGCCAGUGAUCGCAGUACUAAACAUGAAGUCGUGUUUUGUCUGUUCUUUUGUCUGUUCUUUUGUCUGUUCUUUUGUCUGUUCUUUUGUCUGUUCUUUUGUCUGUUCUUUUGUCUGUUCUUUUGUCUGUUCCUUUGUCUGUUCUUUUGUCUGUUCUUUUGUCUGUUCUUUUGUCUGUUCUUUUGUCUGUUCUUUUGUCUGUUCUUUUGUCUGUUCUUUUGUCUGUUCCUUUGUCUGUUCUUUUGUCUGUUCUUUUGUCUGUUCCUUUGUCUGUUCUUUUGUCUGUUCUUUUGUCUGUUCUUUUGUCUGUUCUUUUGUCUGUUCCUUUGUCUGUUCUUUUGUCUGUUCUUUUGUCUGUUCCUUUGUCUGUUCUUUUGUCUGUUCUUUUGUCUGUUCUUUAGUCUGUUCUUUUGUCUGUUCUUUUGUCUGUUCUUUUGUCUGAUGGUUUGUUUGUUUGUCUUUUUGUUUGGUCACCAAAAAAGCUGCCGUGAUUGUUUUCAGAUUGACUUAAAAAUUGUUCCUUGUCAACUUAAAGGUAAGCUUUUGAAAAUUGAAAAGCAGUUGCACAGGUCAACACAUAAUCCAUGACCUCUAUCCAUGAACUCUUCCCAUGAAUUCUAUCCAUCAACGCUAUCCAUAAACUCAAUCCAUCCAUUCUUCCUCUAUAUAUUAUGGGGUCACGAUCAAUUUAUUGAUCAUUCUCGCGCCUAUCAUUAUCUAUCAAUGAAUUCUAUCCAUGUCCUCUAUCCAUGAACUCUAUCCAUAAACUCCAUCCAUGAACACUAUCCAUAAACUUUAUCCACGAACUCUAUUCAUGAACUCUAUUCACGGACUCUAUCCAUGACCUCCACACACAGGCGCUGGUCGGCAAAGUGUGCACUACGGCGUCAGAAUGUGAUGACGGCGAGUGCUGUCAAAUUCUCAGCGAGUUCUUGGUGAUGAGCAGGAGACAAGUGCUGGCACUGCCCACAGCUGCCCCCAAGACAGGCAAGUGUCACUGAGCAGUUUUAGUUCCGUGUCAAAACGUAAUAUUUGGUCAGCUGUAGCUUUAAGUGGGUCUGACUAACUAAUGGUAGUGACUUGAAUCACGUUGAACUCGACCAAGAAACUUUGACAUGCAUCGAUGCUUGAGUUGCUCCUGACUUUCAAUAGUCAGUAAAUGUAAUGACAAAACAUUAAUACAAAAUAAGACUAUAAAAAAAUAUAUGUAAAGGAUUGUUUUCGAAAUAAUUUGUAUGGGGGACGGGGGGGGGGGGGGGGGGGGGGGGUUGUUGAAUUACAUCUAAAAUAUAAAUCAUACAAAACUUUUAAAAAUUUACUUAUAAGGAAUGAAAAUGGACGGAUAACUCCUGGAUGCCCAGUGCUCUAUGGCCGUCCUUUAAAGUACCGUAGCCGAAGAACUGUUGACACAGCAAAUGUUGACUCAAUCGCUUGUAUUAGUUCUGAACUAGUUCUAGUUGAUUUAAUCAGAGGUCAACAAACAACCAGCUUCUCUUGACCUCGUCAUGACGUCACCACACGAUUUCAGCCGAUAGCUUUGUUUUGUUUCGUAGAUUUAAUGACAAGAUAACUGUCUGGAAAUCUCAAACUUUAUUUUUAACCAAUGCACCUUUAAAAAAAAAGAAAAGUUCUAUAAAAUAUUAUUAGAAAUUAGGAGUAAAAUGCACAGUUUGAUUGUUUUAAAAAUAAAAAUUUGGGCCGUUUACAAUAAAUUUAAAAUGUAUAAACUUAAUCCUAAACAAUAAACACUAGCGGACUAAGCUAUAAACUCAAUCGGUUAUUGAAACAGAGUGACAUCAAAUGAGAAUUAUUAAUAAAAAUAAAACACACAUUGAUGAUACCUUCACAAGGCUUUUGUCCAGAACACAAUCCCUGCCCUCAUUGUGUCUAAUCCCUGCCCUCAUUGUGCCUAAUCCCUGCCCCCAUUGUGUCUAAUCCCUGCUCUCAUUGAGUUUAAUCCCUGCCCCCAUUGUGUCUAAUCCUGCCCUCAUUGUGUUUAAUCCCUGCCCUCAUUGUGUCUAAUCCCUGCCCUCGUUGUGUUUAAUCCCUGCCCUCAUUGUGCCUAAUCCCUGCCCCCAUUGUGUCUAGUCCUACCCUAAUUGUUUAUAAUCCCUGCCCUCAUUGUGUCUAAUCCCUGCCCUCAUUGUGUCUAAUCCCUGCCCCCAUUGUGUCUAGUCCUGCCCUCAUUGUUUAUAAUCCCUGCCCUCAUUGUGUCUAAUCCCUGCCCUCAUUGUGUCUAAUCCCUGCCCCCAUUGUGUCUAGUCCUGCCCUCAUUGUGUCUAAUCCCUGCCCUCAUUGUGUCUAAUCCCUGCCCUCAUUGCGUCUAAUCCCUGCCUUCAUUGUGUCUAAUCCCUGCCCUCAUUGUGUCUAAUCCCUGUUUCACAGGUACAUGUCAGAAGUACAAGCUGGAGGGCGACGCUUGCAGUGUGUUUGAGAAAAUGAACGGCCACUGCAGCUGUGAACCAGGUACCACGUGCCACACCUAUGAGAUCCCACUCCCGACAACCAACGGGGCCAGGUCUAUGAUGAUGCCACGUCCAGGGUACCAGUGGAUCUCAAAAUGUGAAAAGCCUGUGGCUUAAGUUGCUGAUGUCAGAGUGUAAAAACAUGUUAUAUGUAUGAUGAAAUAAAACUUCUCAUACCAGACUGGU
Lymnaea stagnalis (great pond snail) is the source of this 4080-nucleotide messenger RNA. Lineage: Eukaryota; Metazoa; Mollusca; Gastropoda; Lymnaeidae. The record is from the annotation of a GenBank genome assembly.